AUGUCCGAACAAGAAGAAGAUGAGUUCUUCUCGUCUGAAUCAGAUUCAGCUCCUGAAGAGACAAGUGUGAAGCCUAAAAGUAAAAAAAGCAAGGGAAAGCAUGCACCAAAAGAAGCAAGUGCUAAAAAGCGAGUUUCAAAAGUGCGAGAGAUCCCUGGAUUGAAGAUCAGAGGAGGCAAAUCAAUGUACCGGGAUAUCCGGUUUGAUCCGGCGUAUGGAAAAGUGAAUUACGAGAGGAUCAGGAAAGAUUAUGGGUUUUUGGAUGAGUACAGAAAGCAGGAAAUCGGAGAGAUGGAUAAGAUGCUCAAAGAUAGUAAGAUGAUGAGUCGAAUGGACGACGAGCAAAUAGAAGAUUUGAAGUACAGAAAUCAGAGUCUGAAGUCUCGUUUAGGGCACUUGAAGGAGGAGGAGUUCGAAAAGGAGGCUAUAAUCAAGUAUAAGAAGGAAACGGGAAAGAAAUGGCUUAAGCAUGGAGAGCAGAGAAAGGUGAUAAAGGUGGCGAAGUUUGAGUCGAUGAGUACGAGACAGAGACGGAAGGCGAUAGAGAGAAGACGGAAGCGGAAGUUGGGUAAGGAGAUGAAGUCGUUUGCAUUUAGUAAGUAG
This is a messenger RNA of Brettanomyces bruxellensis, 603 nucleotides long. RefSeq lists its product as uncharacterized. Gene Ontology annotation, biological process: maturation of SSU-rRNA from tricistronic rRNA transcript (SSU-rRNA, 5.8S rRNA, LSU-rRNA). The record is from RefSeq and is a predicted model, not a curated record. The transcript has a single exon. The coding region runs from base 1 to 603 and encodes 200 amino acids. Gene Ontology annotation, cellular component: nucleolus; 90S preribosome. Lineage: Eukaryota; Fungi; Ascomycota; Pichiomycetes; Pichiales; Pichiaceae.